Molecule: messenger RNA, 4721 nt
Organism: Chenopodium quinoa (quinoa)
Lineage: Eukaryota; Viridiplantae; Streptophyta; Magnoliopsida; Caryophyllales; Amaranthaceae
Product: putative disease resistance RPP13-like protein 1
Exons: 7
Coding region: 620-2380 (586 amino acids)
Biological process (GO): defense response to other organism
Molecular function (GO): ADP binding
Source: RefSeq, a predicted model, not a curated record
CCGGGCAAUGUCCGCCCGAUCGGGCGGACAAAGCAACGAAGUACGAGUCACCUAAUACUUAUCAACACAGCAGGCCCUCCAAACAGAUACACUUCGAUGCCAGAGAGAAUCCACUUCUUUGGUUGGCAAGGUUGUUGGAAGGGAUGAGCAGAAAAAGGAGAUAAUUACACUGCUACUGAAAGAUGAUCAGAGUAGUGAAGGUUAUGUUGUGAUUCCUAUUGUUGGAACGGGUGGCAUUGGGAAGACCAUCCUGGCUCAAUAUGUAUACAACGACGAACAGAAGUAUGUAUACAGAGAUGAGCAACUCUAUGCAUAUAACGAUGAGCAGCAGAAGUGUAAUUUUGAUCUCAAGGCAUGGGUGUGUGUCUCAGAUGUGUUCGAUGUCAAACGUGUGACAAUAGAUAUAAUUAACUCGGCCUCCCAGAGCAAUUUCGACUAUAGCAAUUUGGAUCAGGCACAAGUGAAACUGCAGGAAGUGCUAAAAGGCAAAAAAUUCUUCAUUGUUCUUGAUGAUAUUUGGAGCGAGGAAUAUGAUGAUUGGUACAGGCUGCAGGAACCUUUCCGACACGGUGCAAAAGGAAGCAGAGUGAUAACGACAACCAGAAUUGAGAGUAUUGUAAUGAUGAUGGUUAAUAAUCCAACUCAACGUAAUAUCAUCAAGUUAGAAAGUUUGUCAAACGAUGAUUGUUGGCUUAUAUUUCAGCAGCAUGCAAAAGUAGGUUUUGACCUCGCUGAGAUGCGGGAUAAUGUCAUAGAAAAGAUUAAUGGAUUGCCUUUGGCCGCAAAAGCUCUAGGAGGUCUCCUUAAAAGUAUUCCAGACAAGAGCCAACGCCGAAAGAUAUUAGAGAGCAAUGUUUGGGGUGAGAAGAGCAGAGUUUUACCGGUUUUAAGGUUGAGUUACCAUCAUAUGCCAUCUCAUUUGAAGCAAGUCUUUGCUUACUGUUCAGCAUUUCCAAAAGACUACAAGUUCAAGGAGAUGAAAAUUGUCUUACUAUGGAUGGCUCAGGGCUUCAUACCAGAAACCCAAAAUGAAAGAAUGGAAGAUACGGGUCACAAGUACUUCAAUGAUUUGGUAUCAAGGUCGUUACUUGAAAAAAGUAUGUCUGAUGCAGGAAAGUUCAUCAUGCAUGACCUCAUACAUGAUGUGGCUCAAUUGGCUGCAAGUGGCGUCUGUUAUGUAAUGGAUGUUGUAGAUACACAGAGAAAUCUUAUAAGAACUCGCCAUUUGUUUCACCCUGGUCAUGUUCAAACAUUGGGAAAUCAAAUCAUGGUUCCUCAGUUGCGAACUUUUCUGUGCAACAACGUUUAUAAUCUGGACUUCAUCCAAAGAAUGCAUUAUGUACGAGUCCUACGCCUACAUUCAAGCGAAACUAAAGUUCUGCCAGAUUGUAUUGGUGAUUUAAAACACUUACGCUACCUUAGUCUCGAAAUCUUUAGCAUAAAAAUGUUGCCACAAUCAAUAAAAAAUCUUUGGAACCUCCAAACACUGUGCCUGGAAGGCUGUCGUAGCCUUAAGAAGAUUCCAUAUAUUGGAUCUAUGAGAAAACUUCGCCACCUGUCCAUUGAGGAUACCUCUUUACAGGAGAUGUCGUUUGGAGUUGGGGAAUUAACAAACCUGCAGACUUUAGACAAAUUUUUGCUAGCAGCUGAUGGUGGAUCCAAGGUAAGGGAAUUGAGGAUGUUGAAUCAUCUCCAUGGAAAAUUAAUUAUUCGGGGGCUAGAAAAUGUGACAGAAGUCGUGGAUGCACAUGAAGCUCAAUUGCAUAAAAAAGAGAGUCUAGAUGAGUUGUAUCUGGAAUGGGGAGCUUGUAUGAAUGAGGUUUAUGACAAGACUAAGAGAGAGGUGGUUGAGAAGUUGCACCCUCACACUUCCAUCAAGAAGUGUGAGUUGCGUGGGUACAUGGGGUCUACCUUCCCAAGUUGGUUGGGAGAUCCUUCUUUCAAUAACAUGGCUCACAUAAGGCUGAAUAAUUGUGAGAAAUGUGAAUGGUUGCCUCCACUAGGGCAGCUACCCUCAUUGAAGAGUCUUUGGAUUGAACGUAUAAAUGGUAUUAAGGAGGUAGGCCUUGAAUUUUAUGGGCAUUGCUCAACUCCAUUUCCGUCUUUGAAGACUCUACUUUUAUCUGGUUUGGAAUUAUGGGAGAAGUGGAUGCACCCACCAGUUGGUAUCAACAAGGCAUUCCCUGUCCUUGAAGAGCUUUCCAUUGAUUAUUGUCUGUUAUUGAAAGGUAAUCUACCUCCUCAUUUGCCUUCUCUUAGAACGCUGGAUAUCAAUGCAUGUAGAAAACUGCAAUCCUUGGAGUUGAAGAAUUCGUCUUCCUCAGCUUCUCGUCUGUUGAAUGCUGUGAGUCUAUGGUCUCUAUUGAUCAUAUUCCCUUGACUCUGCAACUGUUGAAUAUCAAUUGUUGUGAACAACUAGGGUCUGUAGAAUUUGCUGAACAGCCUACAAAUUUUUCUCCUAGAAGUGAAGACGGGAAAACCCCAAAGAGUGAAGAAAACAUAGGAGUUUUCCUAAAGGCUUCAUUGGAACUUCCUCUUCUCACUAGUUUGAAAAUAGAAAGUUGCCCAAGUCUAAGAUCAUUACAACAAAAUCUACUUCUCCCGGCCUUACAAACACUUGAGUUAUGGGAUUGCAAGUCUAUGGAAAGGCUUCCUGGUCAAUUGCUCAAUUUCACCUCCCUCGAACGAGUAUUUAUUCUUGAAUGCCCCAAAAUCCAUAGCUUAGCGGAAGGUGGCUUACCCAGAAACUUGAUAUUCCUUGAAAUAGAAGAAGUGAACAUAAAGCAGGCAGUAACAGAGUGGAAAUUGCACCUCCUUCAUUCACUUAAAGCUCUUACGCUUAAAAAUGUAGGCAUCUCUGCAGACUCAGUAGAGUGUAUUCUGUGCCCACAUCUUUCUCUGCCCUCUUCCUUGUGUCUCUUAGAAAUCAGGGGUUUCCAAUAUUUGAGAAUCAUAUCCAAUGGCAACACCCUUCCCAACCUCACUCGUCUUGAUGUUAUGGAUUGCCCAAGGCUUGAAUCAUUGCUUAGCAAUUUUACCUCGCUUACAGAUUUAAUAACUGAAAAUUGCCCAAAAUUCCACAACUUUUCAGAGGGAGGUUUACCCACAAACCUGCGGUCUCUUUCAAUCUCUGAUACCAACAUAGACAAACCAAUAAAAGAGUGGGGAUUGCACCUUCUUACUUCCCUUCAUUCUAUUUCUCUUACACUUGUAAAUGUUAGCAGCUCCUUAGAUUGCAUUAGCGGUUCUGACCUUCCCUCUUCCCUGCGUACAUUACAUAUAAAGGGAUUCCAAAAUCUGAAAACAAUAUGCUGUUCCACUCUUCCUGACUUGUCCUCUAUCAAUGUCCUCUCUUGCCCCCGAUUCGAAUCAUUUGGUGACCAUGGCCUUCCUCCAAGCAUUAAAAGCAUUUAUAUUAAAGAGUGUGAGAUGAUACAGCAACAUUUGAGAAGUGAUCCCAGUGGCCGUAUACUUACAGAGAAUGGAAGAUUAUCGUCGCCUCUGUCUCAAAGUCAACCGAGCUCUGCCCACUCAAGUACCUGACCUUCAAAUGCAACUGUUUGCUCAUGUUAUGGUGCUAAGAACUCAAGAAGCUAAGAAGCCUAACAGUAGUAAUAACAUCUACCAUUUUAAGUUGACUGUUAAUUUUAGCCAAUGACUGCGCUAGAAGCUACACAUGAAGGAUGCAAUUUUCAGUCGCAUUGAACUAUUGUAUCCUAUAAUCUGUUAGGGAAUGAAGGGCAAUGGAGUUGACUUCUGCAUAUUGAUAGUAGAUGGUUAUAGGCAUUAAGGUACAUACUCUUCAAGUGCAACUGUCUGCUCAGUCAUAGUGUCAAGACUCAAGAAGCUAUUGAGAAGCUCAACCAUGUUUGAAGGUGGUUUAUGCUUGUGAUUGUCCUUCAAUGAAAUUCAACUGUCUUUAAUCAUCUGGCUGCUGGAAAUCAAUAUAGUGAAGUUCCUGUGAUCAAGAACGUGAAGUGAAGGCCAAACUUUUGCAAACGAUGGAAGCACGGUUUUCUACUGAAAUCAGAUAGUACAAAGCAUUCUCAAGAUCUGGACUUUGAUUAUAGCAAUCAUCAGACAUAAACUCUAUAAGUUCAAUGCCAACAUCCAAGGACACUCGGGUUCAUCAAUGAAGAUCUGACAUCUGAUGAGCUGUUUUGCUGCUGAUGAUGAUGAUGGCUUGCGUUACAUCAUUAAACGACCAUGAAAUCAUGAUUUUUGGAUUCUGACUAUAGCUUGGUCUGGGGAAACAUGAAUGGAGGUUUAUUAUUGCCUUGAAUUGUUGUGUAUUGAUUUCUUCAUCUGUACCUACUCAUUUUGUUAAUUUUCACUUUUGAUUUGGGGACAAGUCAUCUAAUUAGUACAGUGGUUCAUAAAAGUAGUACGUAAAGGUAAAAUUUGACUACUUUUAGCCUUUAAACAUGAUGAUGGGGGAUUUAUUUUUCCACAAUAUUACCCAAUAUUAUCAACAUUAAAUCAUACUUUAGUGUUUAUUUGAUUAUUGUACUAUAAUACACAUUUUUAUAGGCAUCUUGAUAUUCAAGAUUCGAAGUGGAAUGGUGUUGAGUGGUAGUUGGCUCCAAUCCUUUUAUUUGGCAAAUACUAUAAUCGAAAGUUUAAAUUCCACCACCUAAUAUUAUGCUAGUAUAUGUCUCAAAGCAACUUUAAGCUUGAAGAAUAGUAUACAUACUGCAUAAAAAAGUACUGCAGAUGCCAAA